Molecule: messenger RNA, 2350 nt
Organism: Aspergillus uvarum CBS 121591
Lineage: Eukaryota; Fungi; Ascomycota; Eurotiomycetes; Eurotiales; Aspergillaceae
Product: shugoshin family protein
Exons: 4
Coding region: 109-2256 (715 amino acids)
Biological process (GO): meiotic chromosome segregation
Cellular component (GO): nucleus; chromosome, centromeric region
Source: RefSeq, a predicted model, not a curated record
GGGCCUCAUCGCGGAAUCUCUCUUUUCCACCCGCGUGAAGGGCUAAUAAACCUCGCGAUAGCUUAAGAAGGAGAUUUAACUGCCGCUGUCUGCGUUUGCGACACAAGCAUGGCUCGAUUGAAUGAAUCAACAACAACGACGGAGUCCAUCGAAGGCUUGAAGCGACGCUUUGUGCGGCAGAAUCGCGAAAUCGCCCGGGUCAAUUCCAUACAGUCCCUCCGCAUCCGCAGCCUUGAGUCGGAGGUUUCUCACUUACUCGCCGAAAAUGUAUCUCUACGAGAGCAAGCGAUAACACUUAAUAGGGAGCUAGAAAGAUAUCAGGCUGUCAAGAUACUUCAAGAUGGGGUCUAUGACAUCAAGUCAAGACUGGAUGCUAAAUUGACGGAAUUGACCAAUCUGGUAACUGAGCUGGGUGAGCUGCCGCGCGACUACAGAAAAGAGCAAGAUACCGCGCAGAACAGGAGCCCGACGCAGCCAUCACAGUCAGCUCUUGACUGGGAGCGCAAGACCGCCGAAAUGGAGCAGAAUUUUGCCUGUGAGGAGGAAGGAAAGCUGCCCGUGAUACUCGAAGACAAGUAUUUCCCAAGGAAGACGCUGGAGCCGCGCGAUAUACAAGGAUUGCUCGACAGUGGUGCUAUUGAUCAACAGUCUCCGGCAUCUCGGGCGCAGGCCACCAUGGAUACAAAUUUUCCCAUUCCUCCAAACGAGGAGCCUACAGUCAACGGGUCGCUCGAGAGUUGGACGAAUCCAAACCAUGCCGAUGUGCUCCUUCCACUUCCAACUUGUCAUGAAAAAGAGGAACACCAACUUGAUGCGACGAUUCCAGAGAAUGAAUCUGCGGCUUAUGAGGCAGCUCCUAUGCGAACGAACUCGAUAUCUAGACCGAUCCUCGGUGCAAAACGAAAGUUCUCGGCAGAUAUUGAUGAUCGACUCGAGAGCCAGCUGAAUGGGAGCGACGAUUUUGACUAUCGGCAAACUCGUUCACCCACCGGGACAGUCGACCCAAUUGAGUCAACAUCCGGCAGAUCACCGUUUAAGGAAGACACCCACCCACUUAGAGAAAGCAAGAAAAAUGUCAAGCAGGCAAGACGGAGGAUACUGAAGCAAAAAAACACCAAUGUCAGCAUUCCAUCACCGAGAAAAGCUUUCAAUCCCAUGCUCGAUGAUGCACAAUUCCCGCGUGAAGAUAAUGUCAUAGCAGCAGUCGAUGAUAAGGGGAAUGUCCUGGGCCUUGUAGAGACUACAUCAUACACGCAGAGUGAGGAUGAUACGCUCGGCCGAGCGCCGACGCACCAUAGCCCCAAAGCAGAAGCCGGGAAUGCCAGUAUGGCACGCGAGUCAGUGAUUCUAGGGUCCCUGACCAAAAAUGAUCGACUUGAGCAGCCGAAGUCGGGAGCGGAUACAGGGGAUGCAGUAGCUGCCACUGGGUCAUCCCGACCAACAAGGCGCCAGAGAGCCAUUGUGAGUUAUGCAGAACCUAAUCUACGCGAUAAGAUGCGCCGGCCUACGAACGAGUUAGUCGCGGCAGUGGGGGAUCGAACACGGAGAACCUCUAGCACAAUUGAUGCCCCUAUGAGCACGGGAGAGGAUGGGGAUGCGUAUCGGCGGCGCAAGUCGGACACAGCCAAGUUGCAAGUUUCGGGUAUUACAAGGACUGAGUCACCGUCCCCUGCCUUAAAUCCAACUGUGGAAUCUCCCUCGAAGAGUAUGAAGAUGGUGUCACAAAGGAGGCGCAAAGCCUCUUUCGCGAGCAGGUACGACCCUGCAACGACUCGCGAGACAGCCGAGGGUGGUAGUGAGCGUUCUGAUCAUCCGAUGACUGAUCUCGGGAAUCAUGAUCAUGAGCCGGAAGGCCAAGGUACUCCUGCACUCUCGAUCAAGGAUAAUUCAGAUGAAUGCCUCAAUACGCGAUUAACAGAGGCCACCUGUGGCAGUAUGGCAAAGACAAUAUCGCGUGCACACAAGCCACAACCAGCUACUGCUAGACAAUCGAAACGGUGCUCAUCGAGCCUAAAAGCCUUCGAACAAAACACACUCAAGCCAGACGAGGCAGUCCAGGAUUCCCGAGAUAUCACACCGAGUCUUUCCAAAGUAUCGCCUAUCAAAUUCAACGAGAGACUUGAGCAACCGGAUCACGACAGGCGCGCUUCAGCAGAAAUAGUUCAGGUUUCUUCGACUACAUCCGUCUCAACAGAGACAAAGCAAGUUAGCCGAUCCCUGCGUGCCGCUGCUAGAAGAAGGAGUAUGAUGCUGUAGAUGUUUCGUGGGCCUGCCAAUCAAGCAAUGCUAUGUACAUAAUAUCAAUAAUUGGCCUGGGUUCAUAACUGCCUGAAAAGCUAUGGAACAGGAG